Molecule: messenger RNA, 589 nt
Organism: Halteromyces radiatus
Lineage: Eukaryota; Fungi; Mucoromycota; Mucoromycetes; Mucorales; Cunninghamellaceae
Exons: 1
Coding region: 54-488 (144 amino acids)
Source: RefSeq, a predicted model, not a curated record
UUUUUUUUUUUUCAUUUCGUUUAUAUUUCUUCUUUUCUUUUUUUAUAUUCAUCAUGUCUACAUCGAUGAUUACACCUGAAUCGAAAUAUAAAUCCAUGUUCAAAUCAUCCAAAAUAUUAUGGAAGAAUAAUAAAACUACACCAAUAUCUUUAAAGGAAGGAGAACAAUCAUCUUCUUCAUCAUCAUCAUCAUCCAAACUUCUCAAGAUACCUACUAUGAAAUUACCUUCUCCAUCCAUGCCAUCUUUUAAUAAAAAAGAUAAUCCAAUGAUGCUUCGAGAAACAGGUAAAAACGAAGUAUAUGAACUAUCAACUGUCAAUGAUUCUGGAGUUUAUUUACCACCACAACAACAACAUUCUAUCAAACAUGAUCAUUGGUUGGAUGAAGUUACAUUCUCUUUUGUUUUACCCUCUCAAGAUUGUUUGACCACUGUUUCUGGAUGUCCUCAUUCUUUUUAUACACCCUCUUCUGUCAUGAUCACUGCGUAAUUUAUAUUAUUCAUCUUUUUAUUUUAUAUCUCACUUUUUUAAUUUAUUUGUAUUAUUUUAUUUACUUCUUAAUAUUCUUAAUUCUUUUCCCCAUUUGAACA